Molecule: messenger RNA, 2935 nt
Organism: Amblyraja radiata (thorny skate)
Lineage: Eukaryota; Metazoa; Chordata; Chondrichthyes; Rajiformes; Rajidae
Gene: rnf6
Product: ring finger protein (C3H2C3 type) 6
Exons: 6
Coding region: 294-2495 (733 amino acids)
Biological process (GO): ubiquitin-dependent protein catabolic process; protein ubiquitination; positive regulation of DNA-templated transcription
Cellular component (GO): nucleus
Molecular function (GO): ubiquitin protein ligase activity
Source: RefSeq, a predicted model, not a curated record
CCCCGCCCCACGUCGGUCGCGCGCGCCCGUUGCCGGGUUGACGUUCGGAGCUGCGGCUGUGGAGGAGACACGGUGUUAACGGUGGAGCGUCGACUCUGAGAUGCUGCCUGAUCCACUGAGCUCCUCCACCACAGUUUUUUGCUCAAGAAUCCAGCAUCUGCAGUCUCUGUGUGUCCGUGCUUGUGAAUCCUAGUUAUGCUGUAAUUUUUGCUCACCUACCAGUGGUUGUACAACAAUGUCUCUUGGCAGAUUCAUCUCUGGGUCCACGUAAGCGUAACACCGUGUCCGAAAGUAUGGAGGACACUUCUAACACCGAUGUUGAAGUCUCCUUGCAGCAGUUAGUUGGAAUUCCCAGGACCAUGGACUCUCCUAAUUCCACCAACCACCACAGCGAUCAACAGGCACCAACGGAAAACAUCAGCCGCAGUGAAGACGAGCAGAGGCGGCAGCUGGAGCGUUUGAGCCGAGAGGAGGCGUACUAUCAGUUCAUCAACGACCUGAGCGAAGAGGACUACCGGCUAAUGAGAGACAGCAAUUUACUUGGCACUCCUGGUGAAAUUACAGCAGAGGAACUGCAGCAGCGGCUGAAUGGAGCUAAAGAUCAAUUAACGACACAAAGCAGCCUUGGAAGUAAUGAGCAGAGUACUGAGAAUCAAGGCUCUGACUUGCCAGGAGAAAGCUCCAAUAGUGAUUCCCUGCUGGAGUGGCUGAACACAUUUCGACGCACAGGAAAUGCCACGCGCAGUGGACAAAGUGGGAACCAGACGUGGAGAGCGGUGAGUCGGACCAACCCCAACAGCGGUGAAUUCCGCUUCAGCCUCGAAAUCAACAUCAAUCACGAACACGAAGCGGUCAGUGGUCAGUCCAUGGAUACGUCCACACUGGAAGGUACAACGAAUAGGAACUUGGAAAAUGCUCAGCAACAAAGUGCGUCUCGUGUUUCAAGUCGUACCAGAAGUCGAACUCGAGCCCACAUCCAACCAGCCAUUGCGCGGACCAGUUCUGCCAGUAAUUUCGGAGCUGCGGUUAGAGUUGAGGAAGUAGAAAGCGUGGAAGUUACUCCACCUGUGGUCCAAAGGAAUAUGAGGAGCAGAACUAUUGAGAUCACAACCGGUAGGCAAAGGUCCAGGAGACAGAGUGCUAAUCAGCAAGCAGCUUUGAGCGUGGUUGGGGAGCGGAGAACAAGUAGGCGCAGAGCAGAAUGGCAGAACGUUAGAACAAUACAUGAAGAGGAGCAACAUGAUCGCAUUGCACUUGAGGACUUGGAGAGGCACGCCAUAGAAACCGCGAUAAAUGAGAAUGACUUUCAGGGACGACUGGAACAGCACAGAUCCUAUAGGAAUUUGCAGAACAGGCGCAGCCGAUCGCCCUUACGUAGAGAAAGCACCGCUGUAAAUCCUUCAGAUCCAACUGCAUCUCGGCGAGAUAACUACGUGGAUCGGAGACAGAGUACCAGGAGGCAACGGGGGACUGUAGACCAAUCCACGAUGACCACGGAAGAAAUGCAGGCUGCCAGUGGGAGUACCACGGUCCCACCGGCAGGUGGAGGCUUGCUGAGACAGGAGGCCGUGGAUGAAAGGGAGCGAAUUCAUUCCAGCGGAUUGUCUUCGGCCGUUCGAAGACAUCCCACCAUUAUGUUGGAUCUUCAGGUUAGAAGGAUACGUCCUGGAGAAAAUCGAGAUCGUGACAGCAUCGCUAACAGAACUCGAUCCCGAGUCCGAAUGGCAGAAAACACAGUGACUUUUGAAAGUGACAGUGGCGGUUUCCGGAGAACCAUCUCAAGAUCAGAACUUGCGGGUAUUAGAACUUAUGUUAGCACCAUUCGUAUACCUCUGCGUAGGAUAUCUGAGACUGGGCUUGGAGAGCCAUCGUCAAUAGCCUUGAGGUCAAUACUUCGUCAGAUUAUGACAGGAUUUGGUGAGCUGAGCUCCCUCAUGGAGAACGAUUCAGAUUCUGAACUUAACCAAAGAGUUCAGCCGAACCUAUCCGACAGCUUUGAUUCUGCAAACCUGCAGUCCAACCCAAAUCUAAACCUCUCUCAUUCAAGGAAUGAAUCAGCCGACAGAUUAACUGGAAACCAGUCGGCGAGGGUUCAGGGCCAAGAAAACCUGCAGAACGAUAACUUUGACCGCGCUGCUGAAAGCAUGGAGACGAGACAAAUUCGAGAUACGAACAGUUUGGUAGAAAACGGUACCCUGCCAAUAUUACGGCUUGCUCAUUUCUUUUUGCUGAAUGACGACGAUGAGGAAGAGAGGCAGAGGGGUCUAACCAAAGAACAAAUUGACAAUCUUAUGACUCGGAAUUACGGAAGUAUUAGUGCAGAGAAUGAAUUCAGUAAAACCUGCAGCGUGUGUAUUAACGAUUAUGCAGUUGGAAACAAGCUCAGACGCCUGCCUUGUGCACACGAGUUUCAUAUUCAUUGCAUUGAUCGCUGGCUUUCAGAAAACUCCACCUGUCCAAUUUGUCGACAGCCAAUCUUGGCAUCCAGUAAUUGAUCGAGGAGAGCUUUACUUGGGCUGCUUGUUCAUUUUGGAAAUUUCUAAGCACUAGAAACCGGACUUAUGGGAAUUUGUAAAACAAAGGUUAUAGAUUAUAUUAUAGAACCAUUAAAUACAUUCUUAUUGCUUCUUGCUGAAGCUUUAUUUUUUUAGAUUUUUUUUGUUGAGCUGAGCACUUUUGUCAUUGGAAUGAAUGGAGCUGAAGGAAGUGAGCCAACCUGAAGUAUAUUAUUGAACAUUAAUCAUAUACGUAGUACAUUGUAUUGUAGAUGCAAUUAUGAUUUAUGGUGUGCUCUUUUUGUUACAAGAUAACAGCGCAGACUAACAAAACAAUUGUCAUUCAGUCUGACUAAUGGUAUAAUGUAUCUGGCGAGCAGAAUUAAAUUGCUCAUAAUCUUUGAAUAUGAUAAAUAAAAUAAAACUUUACACACUGAAAA